UUGCUUCCUCUUUCUCUCUCUCUGUCUCUCUCCUGCAACAUAUGCCUGUAUCACUUUAUUCGCUUUAAAUGCGGAGUGUAGAUAAGCAGCAUAAUCGUCAUCGUGAGGACGAGCUGUAACACGCGUGGAGAAGGAUUCAUUACAAAACAAGACCCGCGCGUGCAGCACGUAAAGAUGGAAGCGAAUGCGACGGCUAAUCCGCAUCCGAAAAAAAUGCACAAUAAUUACGAGGAUGAGGAAGAGCGGAAGCACUUCCAAAGAAUCGUUGCCGCAUUCAAGUACUACAAACCACAUUCAUUGUCAAGGGUAAAAAAAUCGGAAUCCUAUCUUCUUACGCUGCCAACUCAUCAUCAAAAACUUUUGUCAAAGUAUAGAGAACAUCUCCAAGAAGUCAAGCGCUGCAUCGAGAACAAUGAUCACAUUAUAAAACUCAUAAUAAAAGAUGUAGCCCAUAUAUUUGAAAAUGUUCAUCCAGCAACUGCGCAAACUGAUAGUACAUUAAAUCCACGUCCUGUGAUGGUGGACCAAGAAAAAGUCCAAGCUACCAUUAAGCAAUUAGUACGAGAUUGGAGUGUAGAAGGUACUGAGGAACGAACGGCAUGCUAUCAACCUAUCAUAGAGGAAAUAUUGUGUCAAUUUCCAUUAGAUCAAUGUACGCCAUCGAAUGUACAUAUCUUAGUACCUGGUGCAGGCUUGGGCCGUCUUGCCUUUGAAAUCGCAAGGCGUGGUUAUACAUGUCAAGGAAAUGAGUUUUCUUUAUUCAUGCUUUUUGCAUCAAAUUUCGUACUGAACAAAUGUAGGGAUGUAAAUUUGUAUCAAGUACAUCCGUGGGUACAUCAGUACAUGAAUAACUUGAAACCGGACCAUCAGACACAGGCUGUUUCCUUCCCCGACGUGAGUCCUAGUGAUCUUCCAGGAACUGCGCAAUUCUCCAUGACCGCCGGUGACUUUUUAGAGGUUUAUACUGAAGACAAUCAUUGGGACUGUGUAGCGACGUGCUUCUUCAUCGACUGUGCCAAUAAUGUUGUACAAUUCAUUGAGACAAUUUAUAAAAUUUUGAAACCGGGUGGCGUAUGGAUAAACCUCGGACCGUUGCUGUAUCAUUUCAGCGAUUUGCCGAACGAAGAGUCGAUUGAACCGAGUUAUGACGCCAUUCGCGAAGUCAUUCUAGGUUUUGGCUUCCGAUUGGAAAAGGAAGAGACGCAAGUGAAAACGCGCUACGCCCAGAAUAUCAACAGCAUGUUACAAUGUGAAUAUAAUAGUGUGUAUUUCGUCUGUCGGAAGCUCCACCAACAUAUAGAUACUGUAAAUCAUAAUCAUAGAAAUUGCUCCGACAGUAACGGUGCACAGGAACAAGAGAACUAAAAGGAAAACGUCGUAUAUAUUUUAUUCACGAGGAAAAAAAUGUUGAACGCUAAAAAGUUGUUAUAUAUUUAAAUACACUCAACUUUCUCUAUUAUUAUUUAGUAAGUAAAAUCGUGUAAAGUUUGCGACUGCAUAAUAUGUAAGACAUUUUUACAUCCUUAUCUUUAUGAUCAAUUUGACCUUAAGAUUUAUUUCAUAUACCUGCCAGUAUAUAUGUAUACUCGAAUGAGUUCAUAUAUAGGGUCUAUUGUCAAAAAGACAGAAAACUAGUUGUUUUCUUUUUCUGUAUCGACUGAUAUCGUGUAUAGCAGAUAAAUUAUUUUCUGAAGUUGUAAUUCGUCUAAACUUGUAU
Harpegnathos saltator (Jerdon's jumping ant) is the source of this 1717-nucleotide messenger RNA. Its product is annotated as carnosine N-methyltransferase. Gene Ontology annotation, molecular function: carnosine N-methyltransferase activity. The transcript is spliced from 7 exons. Bases 175 to 1365 code for a protein of 396 amino acids. Gene Ontology annotation, cellular component: cytosol; nucleus. The record is from RefSeq and is a predicted model, not a curated record. Gene Ontology annotation, biological process: carnosine metabolic process. Lineage: Eukaryota; Metazoa; Arthropoda; Insecta; Hymenoptera; Formicidae.